AUGCAUGGUCGUGAUAUACAGCGUCGAAACGCACUUACUGCUCCACCCCCCGCGCCAGGCCCCAUCUUCGCGGUUCUGCUAGCGGCAUGGGUGCUGGCGGGGCUGUUGAUGGCGGCGUGGCUGUGCUACUCGCGGCACGCGUCGUACGAGAGCGAGCGAUGGCAGCACCUCGACACGUGGUGCUACGAGCGCGCCAAGCUCUUCGAGCAGCACACACUCACCACCGUCGGCCAGAUCCGCGUGAGUCCCGCACAGCCGUGCGAUGAGGGGCAAUGGCUGGUGGCGGUGAUAGGUAUGCCGAAAAGGGACGGCGGCAAGUGGACGUGGGACAAAUGCUUCACUCGCCUGCGCUGGGACGGGUACAUCAACCAGACGGGGUACUCUCGCCCGGGCAACACCGGUGCCAUGCUCUGCCUGUUUGUUACUGACAAGGAACGGCCGGCGUUUGAGCGGCAGUACGGAGGGCCAAUAGUGGACAUGGCAGGGCAACCGCAGCAGCGCCAGCCGCUGUACUGUCCCAAGCUGAUCGACAUCCAUUACUACCGCUCCUCCAUCCCCCUCAUGGACCUCGUUCAGCGCAUACCUGACGAACUCGCCUUCCUUAGGCGCACUGGGGAGGUUGGGUAUGGCGCUGUGACGCCUGUUGGGAACCUCAGCUACAAUCUCACCGGCGUUGCGGUGGGCUUCCCCAUCUUGCAGCACCCUCUGCCGCCGAACCCAACGCAGCAGCAGGCUGAGGAGGCAGUGAUCGGGGCGGCGGGCUCGGUUGUGGACCUCACCUCCAUCGCCAGGAACGUGCUCACCAAGGUGUUCAGCGCAGACCCCUCCAUAACCUUUGAGGCGUAUGACACGACUGACCCCAGCGCACCCGCCAUGAUCUACGGGCCUGGCCCACGGCUCAUCUUCUACAAGGAGAGGGACAUCGCACCCUUCACUGCCGCCUCGCCCACCACCGUCACGCGCCCCUGGGAGCAGCGCGCAGUCGUGCCCCUCGACCUGCUUGGGGGGCGUCUACGCCAGUACCAGGUCUGGUGCCGGUACUCUGAGCCUCCCGAUGCAUGGCAAUCACGGGGCAUUCCCUUCCUCUGGGCGCUACUCGCUCUCGUGCUGACAGCCCUGGUAGCAGCAGUAGCCUGGCUGCAGCGCGUGGGCUACUUACACAGCCAGGACGGAAUGGCAGAGGCCGACCGCCUUCGAGCCAGCGCGCGAGCAGCGGAGCUGUCCAAGAGCCUGUUCGUGGCGUCCAUGUCUCACGAGCUGCGCACGCCCAUGAUCGGCAUCAUGGGGUUGUUAGACGCCCUGGCAGACAUGGGGCUGAGUGGGGCUCAAAUAGCGGAUGUGGGGGAGGCGAGGGCAUCAGCGGAGGACACGGUUCGGCUGGUGAAUCGCGUGCUCGACCUGUCCAAGCUUGACGCGCGCAAGAUGGGGCUGUGCUGUGCGCCGCUGGAGCCGAGGGCCUGGCUGGAGGGCGUUGUUAGGGAGAACUACUGGAGGGCCCGCGAGAAGGGGAUAGAGCUGGUGGGAGUGGUGGAUGUGAACGUGCCUGUGGAGUUGGAAGUAGACGCCAUGCGACUCACACAGGCGCUGCAAGAGCUCCUAGACAAUGCAGUGCGCUACACGGGGAGCGGACACGUGUUGCUGCGAGUAUCUGUCUGCUCUGCCUCCACCACCCUGCAGCAAGCCCUCGCCCACCUCAACGCCCCUCUCCCGCCCUCGCCUUCUUCUCCCCCUCCAUCGUUCCUCUCCUGGCUCGCCCACCUGCCCGCCCGCCUGAUCACCCAUCUGGUUUUCUGCACCAGAGCUCUCCUCACGGCCUGCCAGGGCAGCCCGUUGUGCGCCCAGAGCACUGCGGAGAGCAGUGAGGAGAGAGUUGACCACAUGUCCUACCAGGGUUUCUACCAGAGAGCUGAUGAGAGAAUAGCCCAGAGGAGGAGCAGUCAGAGAUUUGAUGAGAGAAGCGAUAAGAGAAUAGCCCAGAGUAGUGAUGAGAGCAGUGAGGGCGAGGAGCUGCCAGCGCGAAGUGAUGCAGACGCAGCAGGCGGGUGCUUGCCCGCUGAUGCAGGAGGAGGGUGCUUGGCUGGUGUAGGGCUGUGGGGGCAGGUUGAGGUGCCUCAAAAUGCAGGUGCAGCAGGAGGUUGCUUGCCUGCUGAUGCAGCAGGGGGGUGCUUGUCUGGUGUAGGGCUGUGGGCGGCUAAGGGAGUGAGUGGGGUCACGAGGGGGGAUGGAGGAGAGGGGGACUCGGAGGAGGGUUGGGAAGGUGGUGGGGUGGAAAGUGGGUGCGGCGGUGGGAGUGGGGGGAUGCGGCUGGUUGUGUCGUGUGAAGAUACGGGGUGUGGCAUGGAGGAGGAGAAGCAGGAAGGGCUGUUUGAAUUGAAGGGGCGGUCAGAGAGUGGAGGGGCAGGUUUGGGUCUGGCUCUCUCACACCAACUGGUGACCCUCAUGGGCGGUCAUGUGGCCUGCCUGUCUCAUCCCGGCAUCGGCUCAACCUUCGCUUUCUCCGUCCCCUUCUCCUCGCCCCCCUCGACCCCCGCCCCUUCCACUCACGUUACUCACCCUCCCGCUCACGCCACCCUGCUCCCCGCUCCUCAUGCACCUGUUACUCACUUCCCCGCUCUCCCCACUGGCGGUUUGGAGGGAGUGGAGGUGGCUGUGAUGGCAUCUGAUGGAGUCAGGAGGAGAGAGCUCACGGCCCGCAUUCUAUUGGGUCUCGGGGCACAAGUGCACAUUCUUCCAGCCACUAGAAGCGAGCCGCAGCGAGGUAGAGAAGGUGAAGCAAAGAUUCUCGAGGGAGAAGGAGAGAGCAUUUGUUUAGAUGGAGAGAAGACUGAGGGUAGUGAAGAGGGAUUGUGGUCAGAGCGUGGGAGGCGGAGCUGUUUAGAGGGAGAAGGAGAGGGGAUGGAGGGAGGAGAGGCGAUGAGGAAAAGUGCCACUUGGGUGUUGGUGGUGGAGGAGGAGGAUUUGCUGAGAAGGUACGGGAGAGAAGCAGGAGGGGCUGCUUGUAACGGUGCGUGUGACAGCGGUGGGAGUGGUCAGGAGUGCGGUGGGGAUGGGUGGGGAAGGGGGAUUGGGCGAGGGAGUGGGGCGGGUGUGACGUGGGGCGAGAGAGGGCCUGUGCCUGUGGUGACGCUGGCACCCGCAGGCGCAGGCAGUUGGGAGGCAGCAGUGUGGCAGGCAGGCGUGCGGGCGGUGAGAGAGGUGGAUGGGAUGGCAUGUGAUGCUCUGGUGGUGGGGGUGGUCGUUCUCACGGCCUGCUGUGGUGGAGAGGCGAUGGGGGAAGGAGAGGAGGGGGAUGAGGAAGAGGUGGGAAAGGAGGAAGAGGAGAGCCGGGCAGCUGCUACAGCCACUGCUACUGCCUCUGCCUCUGCCUCUGCCUCUGCCUCUGCUGCCAUCUCACCUCGGGUGGUCAUCUGUCGCCGCCCGCUGCUCUCUCACCAUCUGCACCACGCCGUUCAGGUGAGCCUCUGUUGCCAUCAGGUGAGCCUCUGUUGCCAUCAGGUGACCCUCUGUGAGACUCUGUUGCCAUCAGGUGAGCCUCUGUUGCCAUCAGGUGACCCUCUGUUGGCAUCAGGUGAGCCUCUGUUGCCAUCAGGUGAGCCUCUGUUGCCAUCAGGUGAGCCUCUGUUGCCAUCAGGUGACCCUCUGUUGGCAUCAGGUGAGCCUCUGUUGCCAUCAGGUGACCCUCUGUUGGCAUCAGGUGAGCCUCUGUUGCCAUCAGGUGAGCCUCUGUUGCCAUCAGGUGACCCUCUGUUGGCAUCAGGUGAGCCUCUGUUGCCAUCAGGUGAGCCUCUGUUGCCAUCAGGUCAGCCUCUGUUGCCAUCAGGUGACCCUCUGUUGGCAUCAGGUGAGCCUCUGUUGCCAUCAGAUGAGCCUCUGUUGCCAUCAGGUGAGCCUCUGUUGGCAUCAGGUGAGCCUCUUUUGCCAUCAGGUGAGCCUCUGUCGCCAUCAGGUGAGCCUCUGUUGCAAUCAGGUGAGCUUCUGUUGCCAUCAGGUGGGCCUGCCAUCGGUGCAGCCACACCAGCUGCUGCUUCCAAUUCAGCCCGAGAGGUGCAGCGCAACGGUUGUUCCCUGCCAGGCAAGGGGUUGGGUGCGGUGCUGCAGGGUGCGGGGGUGGUGCAGGGUGCAAGGGUGCUAGGGGGGGUGGGCGUGCUGGUGGUGGACGAUGCGGCGGUGAAUCUGCUGGUGGCGCGUCGCACUCUCACUCGCAGCGGCGCCACCGUCGCCACCGCAGCCAGCGGGGAGGAGGCGCUGCGGCGAGUCAAGCACGCCCUGGGCCUGGGGGUCAGCGCACACCUCGUGGAGCCUGGCUUGGGAGGCGCUGCAGAGGCGGUGGAGGGGCAUGUGGAUGUGGAUGUGGUGCUCAUGGACCUGCAGAUGCCCCUCAUGGACGGCUUCGCUGCAACUUCGGCCAUACGAGCAUAUGAGACCGCCACAGCCCUUGAACGUGCAUCAGCCUCAGAAACCACCUCCGAAGCAUCAGUUUUAAGAAAAACAGGACAGGGCAACGAGAGUCCAGCCUGUGCCAACACUCCUCCUGCCCCCUCGGUGCAUCGGCUCCUCAUAGUAGCACACACAGCAGAUGUGGACGAUGAAAUUACGCGGCGCUGCCUUGCGAGUGGCUUUGAUGGCGUUCUGCAGAAGCCUGUCGACCCGAAGCUGCUCUCGCAGCUGCUUAUUCGCUUUAACAGCAGGGGCAGGCUCGCCCUCCCCCUCCCCUCCCCGCUUCCCCAGCAUCCACCCAUGCCAUCCGCAGACGUGCCCCCCGAGCGGCACUUGGUGGUGACGGCGUCGGGGCCGAACAGGCUGGGCAUCGUGUCGACGCUGGCGAAGCGGGAGGGGAGAAGCAUGGUUGCCGCGUCCCCUGACCGGCACUUGGUGGUGACGGCGUCGGGCCCAGACCGGCUGGGCAUCGUGUCGACGCUGGCGAAGCGGAUCCUCGAGUGCGGCGGCAACGUGGAGGAGAGCCGCAUGGCGCGGCUGGCGGGGGACUUCUCCAUCAUCAUGCUCAUCCGCGUGGAUGCCACAUCGCCACGGAUAGCGGAGGACCUUCGGCUCAAGCUGCUGGAAGUGCAGGGGCUGCAGGUGAGCACGCGGUGGACGGUGGACGAGCGCAGUGACGAGACGGCACCCAAGCGCAAGUUCCGGCGGCUGGUGCUGCGAGGGGCGGACAAUCCAGGGCUCGUGUACAACGUGACUGAGUACCUUUCGUCCAAAAACAUCAACAUCGAGAAUCUGGAAACAUUCACAGAGGAGGCCCCAUUCGGAGGCACCAUGCUGUUCCUAAUGGAGGGAGUCAUCGCCAUGCCCAUGCGCCUGCCCACACGGCAGUUGGAGCGGCAGCUGGACGCAUUGGAGCAGUCGCUAGGCGUGCAGAUAGAGCUGCUCAAUCUGGACCCGAAAGACAUGGUGGAGGACUGGAGAGCUGCUGAAGCUGGACCCCAACCCAAGGAUAUGGUGGAGGACCGGAGGCAGAUAGAGCUGCUGAAUCUGGUGUCCUCUCCCCCCGCCCCUUACCUUCUCUCCCCCUCCCAAUCGACGUGCAGGCUGUUGCCUCACCCUCCCACCCACCACUUCAUCGCCUCUCCCUCCCACCCACCUUUCCAUCGCUACUCCCUCCCACCCCGCCAUCCUCUCUCGAUUCCAGCCCGCCAUCCCCUCUCCCUCCCACUACGCCGAGGCGUCUCCCUCCCUCCCGCCGUCGCCUCUCCGUUCCUCCCGCCGUCGACUCUCCCUCCCUCCCGCCGUCGCCUCUCCCUCCUCCCCGUCGUCGCCUCUCCCUCCUCCCCGCCGUCGCCCAUCCCUCCUCCCCGCCGUCGCCUCUUCCUCCUCCCCGCCGUCGCCUCUCCCUCCUCCCCGCCGUCGCCUCUCCCUCCUCCCCGCCGUCGCCCAUCCCUCCUCCCCGCCGUCGCCUCUCCCUCCGCCUCACGGUCGCCUUUCCCUCCCAUCCGCCGUCGCCGCUCCCCCCCAUCCGCCGUCGCCGCUCCAUCCUCCCGCCGUCGCCGCUCCCUCCCAUCCCGCUGUCGCCUCUCCCUCGCAUCCCGCCGCCGACUCUGUCGACAGGUCACGAGCAAGCUGGUGCGCGAGUGGGAGCCGGUGCGCGAGCGCGGGUUUGACUCUGCACCGUGA
Closterium sp. Naga37s-1 is the source of this 6123-nucleotide messenger RNA. Lineage: Eukaryota; Viridiplantae; Streptophyta; Zygnematophyceae; Desmidiales; Closteriaceae. The record is from the annotation of a GenBank genome assembly.